Messenger RNA from Erigeron canadensis, 1231 nucleotides. RefSeq names its product quinone oxidoreductase-like protein 2 homolog. Bases 1 to 951 code for a protein of 316 amino acids. The record is from RefSeq and is a predicted model, not a curated record. Lineage: Eukaryota; Viridiplantae; Streptophyta; Magnoliopsida; Asterales; Asteraceae. The transcript is spliced from 6 exons. Gene Ontology annotation, molecular function: oxidoreductase activity.
AUGGAAGCUUUGGUAUGCAAGAAGCUUGGAGAUCCAACAAUCCCACCAAAUUCAUCAGAAAAUGGUCCUUUUAGUUAUAUAACAACAUACCCAAUUCCAAAACUUGAUACUCCAACUUCAGUCAGAGUUAGAAUCAAAUGCACAUGCUUAAACUUUGCCACAGGACUUCAUGUUCAAGGCAAAUAUCAAGAAAAAUACCCCGUGCCUUUCAUCCCUGGCUCGGACUACUCAGGUGUUGUUGAAUCGGUCGGUCCAAAUGUUACAAAGUUUAAAGUGGGAGAUCGUGUUUCUUCAUUUGCGUAUGUUGGUUCUUUCGCGCAGUUUAUUGUUGCUGAAGAGCGUGAAUUGUAUGGAGUUCCAAAUGGGUGUGAUCUAGCAGCCGCAGCUUGCAUUCCAGCUGCCUAUGGAACAUCAUAUGAGGCAUUAAUUCAGAGAGCCAACCUUAAAUCGGGUCAAGUGUUGUUAGUACUUGGUGCAGUUGGAGGUGUUGGUCUUGCAGCUGUUCAAAUUGGAAAGAUUUGUGCCGCUACUGUCAUUGCCGUGGCUAGAGGAACUAAGAAAGUUGAGUUUUUAAAGAAAGAGGGUGUUGAUCAUAUUGUUGACUCGAGUAAAGAAGGUGUUAUUGAAAGCGUGAAGAAGUUCUUGAAAAUAAGAAAACUCAAAGGGGUUGAUGUUUUUUAUGAUCCCGUUGGAGGCAAGAUUGCAAAAGAAAGCUUGAAGUUGUUGAAUUGGGGGGCACAAAUUUUGGUUAUAGGAUUCGCAAGUGGUGAGGUCCCUGUUAUCCCUGUUAAUAUCGCCCUUGUUAAGAACUGGACAAUUCAUGGACUCUAUUGGGGCAGAUAUGAUGCAAAUAAACCAGGUGUACUGAAAGACAGUUCAAAGGAGUUGCUAUCUUGGUUCGCAAGAGGCUUAAUUACCAUUAACAUCUGUCAUUCAUACAAACUACAAUAGGCAAACCGUGCAUUUUCAGAUAUCAUAGACCGAAAAGUAAUUGGGAAAGUGAUUAUUACUUUUGAUGACUCCACAACUAUAACUUCUUCUAAGCUUUAGGCGAGUAGUUCAUUUACUCAAGUAUGUAGAAGAUGUUGGCAAAUCCCUUACAUGACCCGGGACAAAUGUAUAACAUACGUUUAUACUUAUAGAAAUAAGCUUACCUUUUUAAGAGGUCUGUUAAUGUUUAUAAUACGAUGAUGUUAUAAGGAAUGUUCAAAUUUAUAGAAUUGAAGUAUGA